AUGAGUACUAUGUUGUCAGGUGCCGCCGUCAUGGACGCUGCUCUCCUUUUGAUUGCCGGAAACGAAACGUGCCCUCAGCCUCAGACCUCCGAGCACUUGGCUGCCAUUGAAAUCAUGAAGCUAAGCCACAUUAUCAUCCUCCAGAACAAGGUGGAUCUUAUGAGGGAAGACGGGGCCCUGCAGCACUACCAGUCAAUCCUGAAAUUCAUCCGUGGUACUGUUGCCGACGGUUCUCCGAUCAUCCCCAUCUCCGCGCAGCUCAAGUACAACAUUGACGCCGUCAACGAGUACCUGGUCUCACACAUCCCUGUCCCCGUCCGCGAUUUCACAGCAUCCCCCCACAUGAUUGUCAUUCGAUCCUUUGAUGUCAACAAGCCCGGUGCUGAGAUUGAUGAGCUAAAGGGUGGUGUUGCUGGUGGUUCCAUCUUGACCGGUGUGCUCAAGUUGAACGAUGAGAUUGAAAUUCGACCGGGUCUCGUCACUAAAGAUGAGAACGGCAAGAUCCAAUGUCGCCCCAUCUUUUCGCGUGUCGUAUCGCUUUUCGCCGAACACAAUGACUUGAAGUUCGCUGUUCCUGGUGGUCUGAUUGGAGUUGGUACUCGGGUCGAUCCUACCCUGUGCCGUGCUGAUCGUUUGGUUGGUUUCGUCCUGGGUCACCGUGGUCGCCUGCCUGCCAUUUACACAGAACUCGAGGUCAACUACUUCCUGUUGCGCCGACUUCUUGGUGUCAAGACCGCCGACGGCAAGCAGGCCAAGGUUGCUAAGCUGACCAAGAACGAGGUUCUCAUGGUCAACAUCGGCUCCACAGCCACCGGAGCAAAGGUUAUUGGUGUCAAGGCGGAUGCUGCUAAGCUGAGCUUGACCAGCCCUGCUUGUACCGAAAUUGGGGAGAAGAUUGCCAUCAGUCGAAGAAUUGAGAAGCACUGGCGUCUGAUUGGUUGGGCCAACAUUGUCGCUGGUAACACCCUUGAACCCAUUGUAAACUAG
Messenger RNA from Aspergillus calidoustus, 987 nucleotides. The record is from the annotation of a GenBank genome assembly. NCBI's taxonomy places the organism in Eukaryota, Fungi, Ascomycota, Eurotiomycetes, Eurotiales, Aspergillaceae.